Molecule: messenger RNA, 4618 nt
Organism: Theobroma cacao (cacao)
Lineage: Eukaryota; Viridiplantae; Streptophyta; Magnoliopsida; Malvales; Malvaceae
Product: erythroid differentiation factor-like protein
Biological process (GO): positive regulation of DNA-templated transcription
Source: RefSeq, a predicted model, not a curated record
CAACUCUGGAAGCAAAUGAGAAAGCCGUUUAUAAGAGAAAACCGGUUAGGAAACAAAAUCCAAAAGCUAGAACUUGGAAAAAAAUCCUUGAAAGAAUUCGGAAACGGCAGUCCUUCUGAUGGAGAAAUCAGGAGGAGGAGGAGCGGCGGCAGCGACGCCGUCAAUAGAAGGUUCGGGAGAGCUACAAUGCGUAGGCAAAAUGGAAAUCGUAAAACCAAAGCCCGUUGGUUUUCUCUGCGGUUCGAUCCCCGUUCCGACUGAUAAAUCCUUCCAUGCUUUCAACUCAGCUCUCGUUCCCUCUUCCCGCCAAACAGUAUGUGCGCCGAGAUAUCGGAUGCUGCCGACGGAGACUGACUUAAACAGGCCGCCGCUCGUCACUAAUUUGCCUGAAAAAGUGCUUCCCAUUGGGGCCGUACAGUCCAAGGCUACUGGAGAUAUAAUAUGGGAGGAUGGUGCUGUUGCAUCUAAUCUUAGUAGGAAAUGUGAGGCACUUGCUGUGUCUGGUUUGGUGGAAUAUGGAGAUGAGAUUGAUGUGAUUGCUCCAGCUGAUAUUCUAAAGCAAAUAUUUAAAAUACCAUAUUCUAAGGCUCGACUAUCAAUUGCGGUUCACCGUGUUGGACAAACUCUUGUUCUGAAUACAGGGCCUGAUGUUGAAGAGGGAGAGAAAUUGGUUAGAAGACAUAGCAAUCAACCAAAAUGUACAGAUCAAUCUUUGUUUCUGAAUUUUGCUAUGCAUUCAGUUAGAGUGGAGGCCUGUGAUUGUCCACCAACUCAUCAAGUAUCACAGGAGAGGCAAUCAGAUUCAUCUGUCCUUCCUGGGGGAGGGACAUCGCAUUUUGUGGCAGAGACUGAUGAUAUUGCUCGAAAAGAAGGGUUCGACCACUGUUCAGAGUACUCACAGGUUAAACAGGAUGGUUUCUUUUGGAGAAGUAAGAAGGGUAAGAGGAACAAGAGCCAUGAUCCUAUCAAAAAGGCCACUCAUGUUGGUGAAAAGCCCAGAUGCUCUGUGCAAGAGUCGGAAAAGCAUAGAAGAGUUGGCAAUAAUGGAUUCUUAAGAGUGUUAUAUUGGCAGUUUCACAAUUUCCGCAUGCUCCUUGGUAGUGACUUGCUUCUGUUCAGUAACGAAAAGUAUGCUGCUGUGAGCUUGCACUUGUGGGAUGUAACACGACAGGUUACACCAUUAACAUGGCUUGAAGCUUGGCUUGACAAUGUCAUGGCAAGUGUGCCUGAGUUGGCCAUCUGUUAUCAUCAAAAUGGUGUUGUCCAGGGUUAUGAGCUUCUAAAAACAGAUGAUAUAUUUUUAUUAAAAGGCGUUGCUGAGGAUGGAACUCCUGCUUUUCAUCCCCACGUUGUUCAGCAAAAUGGCCUUUCUGUUUUGAGGUUCCUUCAAGAGAACUGCAAGCAGGAUCCUGGUGCUUAUUGGCUAUAUAAAAGUGCCGGUGAAGAUGUAAUUCAACUUUUUGAUCUGUCUGUCGUUUCCAAGAACCAUUCUUCUAGUGAUUGUGAUGAUAGCUCAAGCUCCUUGCCUUCUCUAGUACACAGAGGGAGAAGUGAUUCUUUAUUUUCACUUGGAACUCUCCUCUACCGCAUUGCUCAUAGGCUUUCACUUUCAAUGGCAACUAAUAACAGAGCCAAGUGUGCAAAGUUUUUCAAAAAAUGCUUGGAUUUCCUGGAUGAGCCAGAUCAUCUGGUUGUACGUGCAUUUGCCCAUGAACAAUUUGCCAGGCUUAUUUUGAAUUAUGACGAAGAAUUGGAUCUAAUGCCUGAAUAUCUUCCAAUAGAGUGUGAGGUUACGGUUACUGAUGGUGGUGAAGAAUCUGCAGAACCUUUUAAUGGUUUUUCUGAAUCUGCUGUACAUGACUUCUCUCUGGUUGCUGAUAACAAAUUAACGGAAGAUGGAACAGAUUUUCAUGAUCUAGCAUCUGAAGCUUCUGCAAAGAUGACUUUGGAAACAAAUCUAUCUGCCCCCAGGAAAUUGAUAACAUUGACUGACACAGAAUUAGGGGAUGAAGAAAGUGUCGUGCCAAGGUUUCAUGGUGAUGAAAACUUCAUGGUAUAUAACAUGUCUUCAACAUCUGAUGAUGUAGUUCAACCUGUUACUGAUCCAAUCUCCUCUAAGCUAGCAGCCGUGCACCAUGUUUCUCAAGCUAUCAAGUCUCUCAGAUGGAUGCGCCAACUGCAAACCUCUGAACCACAGUUGGUCAACCAUGACCAGCUACCUUCAUCUAUGAAUUUUUCUGUUUGUGCAUGUGGUGAUGCUGAUUGCAUUGAAGUUUGUGAUAUUCGGGAAUGGCUGCCAACCUCCAAACUGGACCACAAGUUGUGGAAACUUGUUCUUCUCCUUGGGGAAUCUUAUUUGGCACUUGGACAAGCAUACAAGGAGGAUGGUCAAUUGCAUCAAGCUUUGAAGAUAGUAGAAUUAGCUUGCUCUGUUUAUGGGUCUAUGCCUCGGCAACUUGAAGAUUCAAGAUUUAUUUCCUCAAUAGUUAAAUGCUCACCAUCCCAUACAAAGUUCAGUGACCAAGAUGAAAAGAAAAAUUCUUUUACUGGUGAUGUGAAAGAAGUGAAAUCCAACUCUGCUGACAACUGUUAUAUUGUUGAGCAAUUUUCAUCCACGUAUCUGUUUUGGGCAAAUGCAUGGACGCUAGUUGGAGAUGUGUAUGUUGAGUUCCAUAUAAUUAAGGGUAAAGAGAUCUCUACACAAGCAGAGAGAAAAACUUCUACCAGAGAGUUGAAAAUGUCAUCUGAAGUCGUGAAGGAAGUGCAAAGGCUCAAGAGGAAGCUGGGCCAGUAUAAUCAGAACUGUACUUCAUGUUCCUUGGUGAAUUGUAGCUGCCAAAGUGAUAGGGCUAGCAGUGGUAAUAGUGCAAGCAGCAGUGGUGGAGAUACACAUGCGGUAACUUACAGCAGAAAACAUGGCAAGAGAUAUGUAAAGAAUAGACAGAGUCCUGAUAGUGGACAGUUCUGGCACAAUGGAGAUGGUGACAAUAUAAUAAGAGUUUCUAAUACUAUUAAAGAUGAGCCUGGAGUAAAUUCAUUGGCAACUACUAAUUCUGAACCAGCGGAGGCUUCCUUUGAAGUGCAUGGCAAAAAGUCCAAAGUGGCCAUCGAAACUGAAAUUUCUUUAAAAGAAACUCCCAAAUUGAAAGAUGGUGGCAUAUUCAAGUACCUUAGGAAUACUUUAGUAGCAGAUGCAGAACACAAUCUCUUAUCUGCCUUGAGCUGUUAUGAAGAAGCAAUAAAGGCUUUGGGUGAACUUCCUUCUGGUUCAGCAGAUCUACAGUCUGUGUUAAAAAAGAAAGGAUGGGUUUGUAAUGAACUAGGACGAAACAGGCUUGAGCUGAAAGAGUUAAACAAAGCUGAACUUGCAUUUGCAGAUGCAAUAAAUGCAUUCAGAGAAGCUUGGGACUACACCAAUAUUAUAUUAAUAUACUGUAAUUUGGGUCAUGGAAGACGAGCAUUAGCUGAAGAGAUGGUGACAAAGAUGGAAGGUCUGAAACUGCAUGAGGUUUUCCUUAAUGCAUAUAAACAGGCUUUGGAAACUGCAAAACUGGAGUACAGUGAAUCACUCAGAUACUAUGGGGCGGCGAAGUCAGAAAUGAAUGCUAUAAUGGAAGAGGUGUACUCUGUGUCAAACAGCUUGAAGAAUGAAGUCUGUACACAGUUUGCUCAUACAUAUCUGAGGCUUGGAAUGCUAUUAGCGAGAGAAGAUAUAACUGCUGAGGUUUAUGAAAAUGGAGCUCUUGAAGAUAUAUCCUACCCACGUGACAGAAGAGCUAGGAAAAAGCUGAGAAAGCAUGAGAUAACAGCCAAUGAGGCCAUUAUGGAGGCAUUGUCAGUGUAUGAAUUACUGGGUGAAUUACGUAAGCAGGAGGCUGCUUACACUUAUUUUCAGCUUGCUUGUUACCAAAGAGAUUGCUGCUUGAAAUUUUUUGUGCCAGAUCAUAAGAAAAGUGGCUUGCCUAAGGGUGAGAAAAGCGUUCACCAGAGGGUCAAGCAAUUUGCUUCCUUGGCUGAUAGAAAUUGGCAAAAGGCAAUUGACUUUUACGGCCCUCAGACACAUCCCAGCAUGUACUUGACUAUUCUUAUUGAGAAAUCCUCGCUUUCGUUAAGCCUUUCAAGCUCUUUCCAAUCAAACAUGAUGCUGGAAUCUGCACUGUCCCGUCUACUCGAAGGACGCCAUGUAUCGGAAGCAUUCUCGAAUUUGUUUACAACAGACUACCCUGAAUUGCAUGCAAGAUUUUGGAGUCAGUUGCAGACGGUUUUGAAGAAAAUGCUGGCUGUGAAUGUGUCUGUAAAUUCCAACAAAACUUGUUCUUCUUCUGAGACAGGUAACAAGUCUGGAGAUGGUGGAAAGCUGAGGGAGCUCUACAAAAUGGCUUUGAAGUCGAACCACUUAGGGCAGUUGCAUGCAAUGUACACCUUGUGGUCAUCAUCAUAAAUCUCUAAUGGUGCAACCCAUGGAUAUUUCAUAUUUUUUAAGGUAUAGUUUCUAGACCUUUAUAUUAUGCUUUGUUUUCAUUUGUGAAUAAUGUAACAGCGCAAGGAUAAUUAUUAUAAUUUUUUUUCAUAAUUCAAACAUUAAAAAAGAUAAUGGUCUUGAUCGACGUGAUAUAAA